Polistes dominula (European paper wasp) is the source of this 1649-nucleotide messenger RNA. RefSeq names its product LIM domain-binding protein 2 Chi (gene Chi). Lineage: Eukaryota; Metazoa; Arthropoda; Insecta; Hymenoptera; Vespidae. The record is from RefSeq and is a predicted model, not a curated record.
GAGAGAGAGAGAGAAAAGAGAAAGAUAGAGCGCGUGUGCGUGUGAGAGAGUGUGUGCGCGUAAACGCGUUGUGUGCGCGUCGUGUGCGCGUCUGCCACCGUUGUCGCUGUUCUCCGAUCCGCUGUGUUUUGGCCUGUCGUCAAUCCAUGAACGCUUUUUUUUCUACAGUGCAAGGAUGAAUGAGACUUGAGCGGGAUGUCGGGCCUCUGCACGCGUCCCUCGCUCGGUCCGCGUUCGUUUUACGGCGCGAGCUCGUGCGGGACGUUCUGAGAGGGCCGUAUGAGCAACACGAAAUACAAGCGUGACCGCGAAGAUGCCGGCGUCGCGAUCAAGACACGGCGGUUCCACAUUUUACCUUAGAGAAUCUAAUUAUCUUCCGGAUAGUACGCGCGCGAGAGUUAUCAUACGCACGAGAACGCCGAUAGAACAGUGAUCUGUGUUGUGCGCGAAUUUCAAGGGAGCACUCGCACUUAGUUCCCAUUCGUUAAUCGGUCUCCUACGACAUAUUGGAGGUUAGGUUGCCGGUACAUAACCUAUAACCCUUUCACUUUUAUAUUUUAUUAAGCCUCUCACAAGGAAUAUUUUUAUCUUUUUACGAUAUAUUGUAAUUAAUUAUUCGAUUGCUCUUUAAUUAGAGCCUUUUUUUUUUCUCAUUUUUUUUUUCUUACCAACUGUUCUCAAUCUUGUGCUGAAUCUUACUAAAGUGUGUGAUUGGUGUUAUGGAAUGAAUCAGUGGAAUAGAAGACAAUGAAGGCCAAUGGGACGAAUAAUGGCUGCAGCCGCCUGAACACGCCAUUGGCACCCACCACCACGCUGGAGGAUCCAGGGACACCAGCCUCCUGGAAGGGCCCACCGCCCGGCUCGGAGGCAUCACCCUUUACGCCUAAUUCUGUUGGUCAAGGAGGAGGUCCUGGAUCGGGCCCUUAUAAUAAUUCGGGUGGGCCACCUAGUAAUGCCGGUUUUCAAGGACCAAGCCCAUUUCCUGGUGGAGCUGGAAGUCCAGCUGGUGCGCCACCUUAUCAAGGGCCACCACCAGGUUCAGCAACACCUCAGUACACUGCAUCUCCAGCACCUAGUGGUUCGUCGACUCCUGGUCCAGGACCACAGCCAAAUUCCUCCGGAUUUCCACCUCCACCUAAUAAUUCCGGGCCACCUUACAAUGGGCCCGGACCUAGUCCAUUUGGUUCACCCUCUGGAGGACCGCCUCAGUUUGUCGGUAGGCCCGGUUCCUCCGGUCCACCGUUCGUACCCCCAGGAGGUAGUAAUCCUCAUUUUUCUUCACCUGGUCAACCUUUUGGCGGGCCACAGUAUGGUAUGCCACCUGGAAGUCCCUUUGGACCCGGAGGACAUCCCAUGACGGGUCCGAUGGGGCCUGGACAUCCUGCCAUGAUGGGUCCCGGUGGUCCCGUCGAUAGAAUGGACCAAGGGAGAAUAAAAAUUCGGCCGGUUUCUCGAGAUGUAGAUGUGUUCUCAGAAGCGCGGGGUUGGGCCUUGUGCCCCGACAGUGCUCCGAUAGUUGGAAAAGGAGAGAAGAAGAAAGACAGAGAGAAUGCGACGAAAAAAUAGAGAACGAUGGAGCGGUGGUGGGGAUGAACGGAGGACGAACCGAUCCUGAUGUAAAACCGGACAAAGUUUUGUCGUAGCUGUGA